Sycon ciliatum is the source of this 540-nucleotide messenger RNA. Its product is annotated as sorting nexin-24-like. Bases 1 to 540 code for a protein of 179 amino acids. The record is from RefSeq and is a predicted model, not a curated record. Lineage: Eukaryota; Metazoa; Porifera; Calcarea; Leucosolenida; Sycettidae. The transcript has a single exon. Gene Ontology annotation, molecular function: phosphatidylinositol phosphate binding.
AUGCCUGGCGUGGAAGUAACUAUUCCUGAGACACGCAAUUCAAAUGCAGAUUACACGAUAUACGUGUUGAGAGUUUCGCACCUGAAGGGCACCAAACUAUCUGAAGUUCGCUAUAGUCAGUUCUUCGAGCUACACAAGAAGCUGAGAAAGAUCAUCAAACCGUAUCCUGAGUUCCCAGCAAGGCGAUUGGUACGCAAGCUGGAUCCAAAGGUGGUGGAGGCUCGUCGUCAGUGUCUCGAAGGUUACAUUCAAGCCCUGGUCGCUCACGAGCCCAUCCAUCAACUGGUGCUAACAUUUCUGGGAGUGCCGGAAGGUGGGUAUGAUGGACCUGAUGCAAGCACAAAUUCAACCGAUAGCAUGCAUGCCCCUCAUUCAGCUGCCUUGUCUGUGAACUGGGAGGAAGUCAACAAAGCAGCACUUGCCAGAGUCCAGGAUGACGUGAUCCACAAAGUUCUGUGCGAAAACGCUGAUGGCAAGCUUGAUACUGCUGCGCUUCAGGACAAUGCCUUAAUCGGUAUGCUGACUGCAAUGUACAAUUGA